GCGAGCGAUGGAUGAGGACAACAUGACGAGGAGCGAGGAGCAGCAGCUGAGUCUGCAGAAGGCGCUGCAGCAGUGCGAGCUGGUCCAGAACAUGAUCGACAUCAGCAUCUCCAACCUGGAGGGGCUCCGCACCAAGUGCGCCGCCUCCAACGACCUCACGCAGAAGGAGAUCCGCACCCUGGAGAGCAAGCUGGUCAAGUACUUCAGCCGGCAGCUGUCCUGCAAGAGGAAGGUGGCCCUGCAGGAGCGCAAUGCCAAGCUGGAGGGUUUCCCCCAGCUCCUGCAUUGGUUCCGCAUCGUUGACAUCCGCAAGGAGGUGAUGGAGGAAAUCGCCCCUGGGCAGCUGAGCCUGGAGGAGCUGCUGGACAUGACCGAUGACCAGGUCUGUGCGACUGUGGAGAAGUUUGGGGCCAACAGCGAGGAGUGUGCCCGCCUGAACGCCUCCCUCUCCUGCCUCCGGAGUGUCCACAAGUCCGGCGGCAGCCUCUCCAAGCAGGACUGGACCAUCCAGUGGCCCACGACGGAGUCGGGGAAGGAGAACAGCCCCGGGUGCCAGCCAGAGCCGGGGCAAUGGGGCAGGACGCACCUCUUGCAGAGCCCUAAGGUCCAACCUAAGUGCGGGCAGCAUCACUGCCACCCGGGCUCACCCCAUGGACCCAUGUACACCCACGUGGAUCGGCUGACUGUGGAGGGUCACCCGGGGCUGUGCCCACCCAUGGAGUCCGGCCACCGCUCCCUGCCACCCUCCCCGCGCCAGCGACACAUCGCUCACACCCCUCCGCGUACCCCCAACAUCGUGACCACGAUGACGCCGCCGGGCACGCCGCCGGUACGACGGAGGAAUAAACUGAAGCCCCCCGGGACGCCCCCACCCUCGUCGCGAAAACUGAUUCAUCUCAUCCCCGGCUUCACUGCGCUGCACCGGAGCAAGUCCCACGAGUUCCAGCUGGGGCAUCGUGUGGAUGAGGCGCACACCCCCAAAGUCAAGAAGAAGAAUAAGCCCUUGAACCUCAAGAUCCACAACAGCGUGGGAAGCUGCGAGAACAUCCCUGCACAGCGCUCCCCGCUCCUCUCCGAGCGCUCCCUGCGCUCCUUCUUUGUGGGGUACCCGCCUUUCCUCCCCUCCACCCCUCCUGUCCACACUGAAGCCACCUUCUCAGCAAAUACACUGUCAGUGCCUCGCUGGUCCCCGCAGAUCCCCCGUCGAGAUCUAGGAAACUCGAUAAAACACAGGUUUUCCACCAAGUACUGGAUGUCUCAGACCUGCACCGUCUGCGGGAAAGGAAUGUUGUUUGGCUUAAAAUGCAAAAACUGCAAGCUCAAGUGCCACAACAAAUGCACCAAAGAGGCCCCUCCGUGUCACCUGCUGAUCAUCCACCGCGGAGGGAGACGAGUCGUUCGGGGCGAGGCAGAUUUGCAUUGCAAACCACUUCCACCCACCCUUCCCCUGCCUCCUUUUCUUUUCAGAUUCCCCACCGCACGGGCAAGGUUAGUCCGGACAGAGUCAGUGCCCUGCGAUAUCAACAACCCCUUGCGGAAACCCCCCAGGUAUUCAGACCUGCACGUCAGCCAGACGCUUCCCAAAACCAACAAACUCAACAAGGACCACAUCCCGGUACCCUACCAGCCGGACUCCAGCAGCAACCCCUCCUCCACAACCUCCUCCACACCCUCCUCGCCGGCCCCACCGCUGCCGCCCAGCGCGACGCCCCCGUCCCCCCUGCACCCCUCCCCGCAGUGCCCACACCAGCAGAAGCAGUUCAACUUACCAGCUUCCCAUUACUACAAGUACAAGCAGCAGUUCAUUUUCCCAGAUGUAGUCCCCGAGACGCCAACCCGAGCCCCGCAGGUGGUCCUCCACCCCGUCAACUCCAACCCCAUCCUGGAAGGAAACCCAUUGCUUCAAAUUGAAGUGGAGCCCACCUCGGAGAACGAGGAAGGUACUGAGGAGGCGCAGGAGUCUGAGGAUGACUUUGAAGAGAUGAACCUCUCACUCCUCUCUGCACGCAACUUCCCCCGUAAGGCCAGCCAGACCAGCAUCUUUCUCCAGGAGUGGGACAUCCCCUUUGAGCAGCUCGAGAUUGGCGAGCUCAUUGGCAAGGGCCGCUUUGGGCAGGUCUUUCACGGGCGCUGGCACGGGGAGGUGGCCAUCCGCCUCAUCGACAUCGAGCGGGACAAUGAGGACCAGCUGAAGGCCUUCAAGAGGGAGGUGAUGGCGUACCGGCAGACCCGGCACGAGAAUGUGGUGCUCUUCAUGGGAGCUUGCAUGAGCCCUCCCCACCUUGCCAUCAUCACCAGCCUGUGUAAAGGACGGACUCUCUACUCGGUGGUGAGAGAUGCCAAAAUUGUCCUGGAUGUCAACAAGACGAGGCAGAUAGCACAAGAAAUUGUGAAGGGAAUGGGCUACCUGCAUGCCAAGGGGAUCCUUCACAAGGACCUCAAGUCAAAAAAUGUUUUCUAUGACAACGGGAAGGUGGUGAUCACGGACUUUGGCCUCUUCAGCAUCUCAGGAGUUCUCCAAGCAGGCAGGCGGGAGAACAAGCUGAGGAUCCAGAACGGCUGGUUGUGCCACCUCGCCCCUGAGAUCAUCCGCCAGCUCUCGCCGGACACCGAGGAGGACAAGCUGCCCUUCUCCAAGCACUCGGAUGUCUUUGCACUGGGCACGAUCUGGUAUGAGCUGCACGCGCGAGAAUGGCCCUUCAAGACGCAGCCAGCAGAGGCAAUAAUCUGGCAGGUGGGAAGCGGGAUGAAGCCCAACCUCAGCCAGAUCGGGAUGGGCAAGGAGAUCUCGGACAUCCUCCUGUUCUGCUGGGCCUAUGAGCAAGAGGAAAGACCCACCUUCACGAAGCUCAUGGACAUGCUGGAGAAACUGCCAAAGCGCAACCGCCGCCUUUCCCACCCUGGGCACUUCUGGAAGUCGGCAGAGUAA
Phalacrocorax carbo (great cormorant) is the source of this 2929-nucleotide messenger RNA. NCBI's taxonomy places the organism in Eukaryota, Metazoa, Chordata, Aves, Suliformes, Phalacrocoracidae. The record is from RefSeq and is a predicted model, not a curated record.